AUGUCAUGUGCCUUGCGAACAAUACCACGCUUACGAGCCAGGGCUGGCCCCACAGGCGAACUUUGCAAGUGCGCACGCCCGAGCGACUAUGCCAAAUCAAUCGGAAGCUCCGUUUCCAGUGAUCCCUGGAGGAGAAGUUUCGCUAGCAACACUUCCCUCCUUCGGCCCAGGUUGGGAUCAUCCUACAACUCGCGCUCGAUUGUCUAUGGAGCGUCCAUUCCAUCCGCUGCAUCGACACGAGGCUUUGGAUGGAGCAGCUGGGGUAGCACUGCACAAGUCCAGGAGACAGAUUCCGGGGCCAACCCUGCUGGUGAAGCUUCGAACCUUCGGGCAUCUUCAGCGCCUUCGGACGGCGAAACGCUCACCGCAGCUCCAGCAUUCGACUCCUCAAGCAACGUCUUGGGCGAGGGGUCGCUACAAACUGCCGCUGCAGAUGCUACCUCCUCCAUCUCAUCUCAAACAGUCUUUGGCACUUUGGGCGAAUUGCUGGAUCGCAGCUUACAGCCCGUUGUGGACUUGCUGUGCAACCUGCCCUCCAUCCUGCACCUCGAAUGGAUCUCUCACCCGUACGCAAUAUCCAUUCUGAUCUUCACUUUUGCCCUUAGAACGACUUUCACGCUGCCCAUGACGCUCUGGGCUAGAUCCAGACAGCAAAGAUUGGUGGACAAGGUCUUGCCGGAAUGGAACACUCUGAAGGAGCGCUUGCCGGAUACUGUGAGGCGGGAGUGUAGAGCUCGCGGAGACAGCUUCGAACAAUUUCAGAAAGAAUUCAGAAGACGUUCAAAGAGCGAGCUCAAGACCUUGCUCACAGUGCACCGAUGCGCGCCGAUGCCCUCCAUUCUCGCACCCGUGGCAGUCUCGCUGCCACUCUUCGUGCUGCUCUCCUACAGUCUCCGAUUAGCGCUGCAAACGCCAGCAGGUCUUGCAGGUAUAGGCUCGGAAGUGCUGCCUUGGUGGAAACCUUCGCCAGACCUUGAAGCCUCUUUCAAAGCUUCGGCAGAAAUUCUGAAAGCCAGAGGAUUGGAAGGAGAAGCGCUGCAAGAAAUCACCCAAAGCUACGGUCCCAAACUGACAGAGAUUGAUAGGACGUCGUUUGGCCCUAUCUCUCUAUGCUUCAUGACCCUGGCGAAUGUGGAGUGGAUGCAGUGGCUGAGAAGAAAGACUGGCGGGUGGGGAGUAAGCGCGAACGAGGCCAGCAAUGCUGUGGCACAGACUGGACGAAAGGCUGGGAAACCCGGAGACGCUCCAGCGGUUCAGGAGGAAGAGUCUCUGCGAAUGAAGAUCGUAGGCAAUGCUCUCAGACUUCUAGCAAUCUGCUUCGUCAUCAUCUCGAGCCAGGUGCCCAGUGCCCUGUUGAUAUACUGGCUCUCAUCAGCCUUCUUCACCCUUUGUCAGACCGGAACGCUGGCUGCAAUCGAUCGUAGACGGGCUCGCAACUUGACUCCGGCACCUUCUCCCCCUCCUAUGCCUACUCAGCCAAUGUCACCUCGCUUUAGUGGCACCGCAGAACAGUAUGGCAGGGCUGGCACAGCGCGAAGACGACAGUAA
Messenger RNA from Ceraceosorus guamensis, 1548 nucleotides. RefSeq lists its product as hypothetical. The transcript has 3 exons. The record is from RefSeq and is a predicted model, not a curated record. Gene Ontology annotation, cellular component: mitochondrial inner membrane. The coding region runs from base 1 to 1548 and encodes 515 amino acids. Gene Ontology annotation, biological process: mitochondrial respiratory chain complex IV assembly; protein insertion into mitochondrial inner membrane from matrix. NCBI's taxonomy places the organism in Eukaryota, Fungi, Basidiomycota, Exobasidiomycetes, Ceraceosorales, Ceraceosoraceae. Gene Ontology annotation, molecular function: membrane insertase activity.